This is a messenger RNA of Elaeis guineensis (African oil palm), 1369 nucleotides long. RefSeq lists its product as uncharacterized. The record is from RefSeq and is a predicted model, not a curated record. Lineage: Eukaryota; Viridiplantae; Streptophyta; Magnoliopsida; Arecales; Arecaceae.
UCCCUGAACCGUUGGCUGUCAAAUGCCCGAGGGCUCGGUUCCAAUCCUCGUCAACAGGAGCUUCUCGCACGACCACAGUCACAGGAGACCAUUCUUUGCUCUUUCCCUUCCUCCAUCUCGAUAACAAAUCCCGGCGACUCGUCCCCUGAACCCUCACCGUCGGUCACCGGAGGGACAUCCUCAUCCCGGGCUUCUCCGCAAUGGCAUCGUCUCUCUGCCUCUCCCCAAUUCCCCACCUCAAUUACCGCCACCAGCACGCCUCUCGGUACCCGCCUCUCCGCAAAUCUAGCGAUUUCCGGCGUCACGGCAGGAAGCCUAGCUCGCCUGCGAGCGACGGGGGCACCCAGUCGGAGAACGCGGUGCUCAGGCUGGCGUGGUACGGCUCGGAACUCCUGGGAAUCGCCGCCUCCUUCUUCCGGCCUGCUCCCCCGCCGGCCCCGGUGCAAGAGCUCGCCGGAGAUGGGGAUGGAUUAGGGUCGAUGACUCGUGCUCAAGUGGUGGAGGCCAUCAAAGAAGACUUCCAGCGCUCCUACUUUGUCACAGGAAAUUUGACCCUCAAUGCUUAUGAAGAAGACUGUGAAUUUGCUGACCCAGCAGGUUCGUUCAGAGGUCUCCAGCGUUUUAAAAGAAAUUGUUCAAAUUUUGGAUUACUGCUUGAAAGUUCUAAUAUGAAACUCAAGGAGUGGGAGGACUUUGAGGAUAAGUCAAUCGGUCAUUGGCGUUUUAUUUGCAUCAUGUCAUUUCCUUGGAGGCCCAUCCUUUCUGCUACUGGGUACACCGAGUACUACUUUGAUGCUCAAUCAGGAAGAGUGUGCAGGCAUGUGGAACAUUGGAAUGUUCCAAAGAUGGCACUUCUUAAGCAAAUAUUCAGGCCAAGCCGCUGGGUAUGGGAAAAACAGUGAAGAACUUCAACCAUCAAGUGCGUGCUAAACCACUCAAAUAGUGUUUGCUGUAAGUACAGAAGUGUGAUCAAGAAUGUGUCAAGUCCGAGCAGAAACGUUCUUGCUUAUAUACUUGGUUUUGCCUCAACAAUAUCUGGCAUGAUUCUUACCGGGGAUUUAUUUUCCCUGCUGCAGCUAACGCCCUGAGAUAUGUGUAUGAUGCAUCAAGUAGUCACCUGGAUAUAAUGAAGGUGAAAUAAUGCUUGUUUGUGAGAUAUGGGGGCUGUAAUUAGAUUUACAUAAUUGAUGUAUCGGCACCGUGCCUGUUAGAGCAACAGGGCUGGUGCAUAAAAUGGUUUUUUUGUUUAGACCACCCAAAGCAGAGAGGAUUCUGACAUUCUACUGAGCAGUUGAUGUACCAGAUGAGAAACUACUGGGAAAGAAUUUGGAUAUUUUAAAUAUAAAUGGACUUUGUGGUAUGACAUUUC